Molecule: messenger RNA, 294 nt
Organism: Trypanosoma cruzi
Lineage: Eukaryota; Euglenozoa; Kinetoplastea; Trypanosomatida; Trypanosomatidae
Exons: 1
Coding region: 1-294 (97 amino acids)
Source: RefSeq, a predicted model, not a curated record
AUGGCACUUCCCGGCUGGGCCCGUCGCUUUGAAGUCUACGCCAUUUGCAUGGUUUGGCCCAUUGCCACCAUCGUUGGGUUGGUGUCGACGUACAAGAUCUUCAUGUGGAGCUACGGCGGCCGUGACUGCUUCCGUUACGUGGCUAUUCAGGAGCCGUUCAAGGAGCAGUGGUACCAGGCGAACCCAAAGACGGCAAUUGGCCUCGACACGCCGCUGGCGCACGUGCCAAAAUACCUCUCGACACCAGGCCACAGCACAGGAGGGGAAGAACACCUGCAUCACCGCAACUACUAG